AUGUCUGCCAAAAAUGUCAAUCAGCAGAAGCGCACAUCGCCUGCGGUCAACUUGAUCGCUGGUGGUGGUGCCGGUAUGAUGGAGGCUCUCGUGUGCCAUCCUCUAGACACAAUCAAGGUCCGCAUGCAGCUGUCAAGGAGGGCCACAGCACCUGGGGUUAAGCCACGCGGGUUCGUGGCCACCGGUGUUCAAAUUGUGCAAAAGGAGACCGCUAUGGGUCUGUACAAGGGUCUUGGUGCCGUGCUGGGUGGUAUCAUCCCGAAGAUGGCCAUCCGAUUCACCUCAUACGAAUCAUAUAAGGGCAUGCUCGCCAAUAAGGAGACAGGCGCCGUGAGCAGCAAAGCCACUUUCCUUGCUGGUCUUGCCGCCGGUGUUACCGAAGCCGUGGCCGUUGUCAACCCUAUGGAAGUUAUCAAAAUUCGUCUGCAGGCCCAGCACCACAGUUUGGCCGAUCCCCUGGACGCCCCCAAGUACCGCAGCGCCCCCCACGCGCUCUUCACCGUUGUCAAGGAAGAAGGCUUCAGCGUCCUCUACCGCGGUGUCUCCCUGACCGCCCUCCGACAAGGAACCAACCAGGCCGCCAACUUCACCGCAUACACGGAACUGAAGGCUGCUCUGCAGCGCUGGCAACCCGCCUACAGCGACAGCCAGUUGCCCGCUUACCAAACCACCAUGAUUGGUCUGAUCUCCGGUGCCGUCGGACCCUUCUCCAACGCUCCCAUCGACACCAUCAAGACCCGUCUCCAGAAGACCCGUGCUGAGCCCGGUCAGUCCGCUGUCUCCCGUAUCAUGGUCAUCGCCAAGGAUAUGUGGAAGACUGAGGGUUACCGCGCUUUCUACAAGGGUAUCACCCCUCGUGUCAUGCGUGUUGCUCCCGGCCAGGCUGUUACUUUCACCGUCUAUGAGUACCUCAAGGGUAAGCUCGAGGGCUCUAACUGGUCUUUCGUUGGUGGUAGCUUUGAUGAGUAA
Messenger RNA from Penicillium roqueforti, 969 nucleotides. RefSeq names its product putative succinate:fumarate antiporter (Acr1). The record is from RefSeq and is a predicted model, not a curated record. Gene Ontology annotation, biological process: fumarate transport; transmembrane transport; succinate transport. NCBI's taxonomy places the organism in Eukaryota, Fungi, Ascomycota, Eurotiomycetes, Eurotiales, Aspergillaceae. The coding region runs from base 1 to 969 and encodes 322 amino acids. The transcript is spliced from 4 exons.